AUGAUUCGCAAACAAGCCCGCCAGAGGCGCGAUUACCUCUACAGGAGGGCUAUGACCCUUCGCGACGCCGAGAUUAGUGAAAAGAGAGCAAAGCUUAGGGCAUCCCUGGCCACGGGAAAGCCCUUAGAUUCCUCCAUUGCCAACGACAAGGAACUGCGCAAAGACUACGCCUACGACGAAUCGCGUCCCGAUCGCACUGUCAAUGAAGAGCUUGACCUCGACGACGAAUAUUCCCAACUCUCUGGAAUCGUUGAUCCAAGAGUCCUUGUCACCACCAGUAGAGAUCCGUCUGCAAGAUUGGCCGCUUUUGCCAAAGAAGUUCGAUUACUUUUGCCCACUGCCAUUCGCCUCAACCGUGGCAACCUCAUCCUGCCGGACUUGACAAGAUCUGCUCAGGCCGCUGGUCUGUCUGAUGUGGUGCUGCUACAUGAACAUCGUGGUACGCCGACCGCAAUGAGCAUAUCUCACUUUCCUCAUGGACCGACCAUCAGCUUCUCUUUACACAAUGUUGUUCUGCGGCACGACAUACCAAACUCUAUCCGCGGUACUGUUUCCGAGUCGUAUCCUCAUCUGAUAUUUGAGGGCUUCAACUCGAAUCUAGGAAAGAGGGUCGUGAAGAUUCUCAAACACAUCUUCCCUCCCCGGGAUCCCCUGACAAGCAAGAACAAGAUUGGCUCCCGCGUGAUCACCUUUCAAAACAUCGACGACACCAUCGAGGUUCGGCAUCACGUAUUUGUUCGCACCGGUCAUGAUAGUGUUGAGCUGUCUGAAGUCGGCCCUCGGAUGUCAAUGCGAGUUUUCGAGAUCAGGAGCGGCACUCUGGAGAACAAGGAUGGUGACGUCGAAUGGCAUUUGACCCAGUAUACACGUACUGGUCGGAAGAAGGAAUAUCUUUAA
Molecule: messenger RNA, 897 nt
Organism: Pestalotiopsis fici W106-1
Lineage: Eukaryota; Fungi; Ascomycota; Sordariomycetes; Amphisphaeriales; Sporocadaceae
Product: U3 small nucleolar ribonucleoprotein IMP4
Exons: 3
Coding region: 1-897 (298 amino acids)
Biological process (GO): rRNA processing
Cellular component (GO): nucleolus; Mpp10 complex; small-subunit processome
Molecular function (GO): rRNA primary transcript binding; snoRNA binding
Source: RefSeq, a predicted model, not a curated record